AUGUCGACAGCACAAGCCCGCCUCUCCCAAGUAUCCAGCCACAUCGGCUCGAGCAAACAGAGCCAGUCCAUCCUCUCCAAGUCCCCCGACGAUGUCGUCGUCACCUGCGCCCUGCGCACGCCCUUCACGAAAGGCGGCCGCGGCCCGCUCAAGGACACCGCCGCUGCAGACCUCCUCGCCCACACGUUCAAGGCCCUGAUCGAGCGCUCGGGGAUCGACCCUACCCUCGUCGAAGACAUCGCCACCGGCUGCGUGCUCGCCCCCGGCGGCGGAGCGACCGAGUACCGCGCCGCGGCACUCGUCGCGGGGUUCCCCACGUCCACGGCGGUCCGGUCGCUGAACAGACAGUGCUCCUCCGGGCUACAAGCGUGUGUGGACAUCGCCAACGCGAUCCGCGCGGGGAUGAUUGAGAUCGGCAUCGGCAGCGGCGUCGAGAGCAUGUCCACCCAGUACGGUCCCGGGGCGGUGACUGAGUUCUCCGACCUGCUGGAGAACCACAUGCAGGCCGCGAACUGCAAGGUCCCCAUGGGCGUGCUGUCGGAGCAGAUGGCCAAAGACCGCAGCGUGUCGCGGAAGGAGCAGGACGCCUUUGCGGCAAGUUCGUUCCAGAAGGCGGAGAAGGCGCAAAAGGCCGGCCUGUUCGAUCAGGAGAUCGUGCCCAUCACGGUCAAGUACACGGAUCCGAAGACCGAGGAGGAGAAGACCGUGACGGUCAAGGCAGACGACGGCGUCCGGCCAGGCAUGACGGCCGAGUCGCUGAGCAAGAUCCGGCCCGCGUUCGCCAAGGAUGGGUCCAUCCACGCCGGAAACGCCAGCCAGGUGUCCGACGGCGCGGCCGCCGUCUUGUUGAUGAAGCGCAGCACCGCCGAGCGGCUGGGCCAGCCGAUCCUGGGCAAAUUCGUGGCCGCGUCGGUCGUGGGCGUCGAGCCUCUCCUCAUGGGGAUUGGUCCCUGGAAGGCCAUCCCCGUCGCGCUGGAAAAGGCCGGCAUCUCCAAGGACGACGUCGACAUCUUCGAGAUCAACGAGGCGUUUGCCAGCCAGUGCGUGUGGUGCGUCAAGGAGCUGGGCAUACCGUUCGACAAGGUCAAUCCCAAGGGCGGUGCCAUCGCCUUUGGACAUCCUCUUGGCUGCACCGGUGCCAGGCAGGUGAGUACCCUGUUCACCGAGUUGAAGAGGACGGGCAAGAAGAUCGGCGUCACGAGUAUGUGUGUUGGAACUGGCAUGGGUAUGGCUGCCGUGUGGGUAGCUGAGUAG
Cladophialophora carrionii CBS 160.54 is the source of this 1254-nucleotide messenger RNA. RefSeq lists its product as uncharacterized. The record is from RefSeq and is a predicted model, not a curated record. NCBI's taxonomy places the organism in Eukaryota, Fungi, Ascomycota, Eurotiomycetes, Chaetothyriales, Herpotrichiellaceae. Gene Ontology annotation, biological process: fatty acid beta-oxidation; phenylacetate catabolic process. The transcript is spliced from 3 exons. Bases 1 to 1254 code for a protein of 417 amino acids. Gene Ontology annotation, molecular function: acetyl-CoA C-acyltransferase activity. Gene Ontology annotation, cellular component: peroxisome.